This is a messenger RNA of Serpula lacrymans var. lacrymans S7.9, 243 nucleotides long. RefSeq lists its product as uncharacterized. The annotation marks the transcript as partial. The transcript has a single exon. Lineage: Eukaryota; Fungi; Basidiomycota; Agaricomycetes; Boletales; Serpulaceae. The record is from RefSeq and is a predicted model, not a curated record.
UUCGCAAUCAAACAUCGCCUACCAUUCAACAAACUGGAAACACCCAUCACGUGCAAAAACGUAGAUGGAACCAUCAACAACGGAGGAAAAAUCACCCAUUACACAUAUCAACGAAUUGAAGCAGGAGGAAAGAAUGCCAUGUGCAAAUUCCUCAUCACCAGAUUAGGAGGAGAAGACAUUCUCCUAGGAUACCCGUGGCUCCACAAGGUAAACCCCACAAUAGACUGGACAUCAAAAAGUGUG